Messenger RNA from Cryptomeria japonica (Japanese cedar), 1819 nucleotides. Its product is annotated as monosaccharide-sensing protein 2. Bases 125 to 1819 code for a protein of 564 amino acids. Gene Ontology annotation, cellular component: membrane. The record is from RefSeq and is a predicted model, not a curated record. Gene Ontology annotation, biological process: transmembrane transport. Lineage: Eukaryota; Viridiplantae; Streptophyta; Pinopsida; Cupressales; Cupressaceae. Gene Ontology annotation, molecular function: myo-inositol:proton symporter activity. The transcript is spliced from 4 exons.
AGGAGGUGUUCUCCUUUUUAAGCGAAAUUUUACCUAGCCAUGCAAACCAAAGUCGCGUGUUUAUAUUAAAAUAAAAUUUGGAGAGAAUAUGAGGUGAGGAGGCUGAACAGAACACCCAACAGCCAUGGCGCCUCCCCAAUGUAUUGCAGCCUCUAUUGCAAUUGGCAACUUUUUGCAGGGAUGGGAUAGUGCUGCAAUAGCAGGUGCUAUAUUGUAUAUCACAAUAGAGUUUGAACUGGAUGAAACCACCACAGGAUUAUUAGUUUCUAUCAGUAUUAUAGGAGGUUUGUGCAGCACUCUGUUGGCUGGAGUUUUUGCUGACACAUUUGGAAGGCGCAAGAUCUUAUCUGUGGCUGGAAUCGUUUAUCUGCUAAGUGCCCUCGGAAUGGCCUUGUCUCCUACUGUUUAUAUUCUAUUCGUAGCUAGAUUUUUGGUUGGCUGUGCUUAUGGUUUAUCUGCAACUGUAGUUCCCCUUCUCAUAUCUGAGACAGCUCCUUCAGACAUUCGAGGUCAGCUAGCUACUUUUCCACAAUUAACCAAUUCAUUAGGAACUUUCACAGCCUACUUUGCACUCUUUUUACUUUCCCUUAGGGAUACAGCUAGUUGGAGGCUCAUGACAGCAGCUUUAGGUGCUCCUGCUUUUGUCUACAUUUGUUUGUGUAUUCUAUACCUUCCGGAGUCUCCAAGAUGGCUGGUAAAAAAGGGCAGAAUGAAUGAGGCAAAGCAAACCUUACAGAGGCUCCUCAACAAAGAAGAUGUUGCAGAUGAUCUUACAUUGGUGGUAGAGGGAUUAGGGUCUGGAAAAGAUGUUACUAUAGAGGAGUACGUGGUAGAGCCUGCAGAAGCUAUAACAAGCAAUGAACAACAGAAGCAAGAUGGUGAACAAAUUCACCUAUAUGGCCUUGAGGAGGAAUGGAUAGCCAAGCCAGCUUCUUGUGUUGAAUCAGCACCUAUAAAUUCAUAUCGUUUAAUUGAUCCUACUGUGGCACUUAUUGAAAGUUUCCGACAAAUUCCUGUUUUUGAAAAUAUCGAUCAAAUUGAUGGGGCUCAUGAAAGCUCACAAUGGGAUUUGGAGAACCAAGAACAUGAGGAUCAAACUGAUUCUGAAGAGGAUGAAGAAACAAGUAUUUUGGAAGAGUCAGUACCUAAUACUCCUAUGUUAGACCAUGACUGGGGGCUUGACAGGUUUAGUAGCAAUCAAGCUGAUAGUUUAAGGGCUCCUUUUCUUUCACAAAAUAACUCAAGUUAUGCUGAACCUAAAUCAACCAAAGGAAAAAUGAACUGGGGUACUGGAUUUUUAAAUAAUUUGCAGUCUGCUGGAAAUGUGAAAAACUCUAGUAAGAACAGUGGUCAUAUGAAAUUUUCUAUGAAUGGUUCUCUUCCUGAAAAUAUGGGAUUGGGAGGUGGUUGGCAAGUGGCAUAUCAAUUGCAACAGUCUGAAUCAAAUCAGAGUGCAAGUUUAAAGAGAGUUUUUCUUUAUGCUGGAUCUGCCUCUCACAUCCCUUCAGCUGUGGGUUCUAUAAGAUCAUUAAAAUCACUACCUGGUUUAGAAGGACGUGAAUCCAUGCAAGUUUCUGCUUUGGUGGGUGAGCCAGCCUUGUCUUUGACACAAAAUAAUAAUGGACCAUCAUCAGAAAAUGUUGUUGGACCUGCAAUUAUGCAUCCAUCAAAGAUGUCUACAAAGGGUAUCCAAUGGUCCGACUUUUGUGAUGUAAGAGUGAAAAGAGCUCUUACGGUUGGAAUGACUCUUCAAAUGCUACAACAGGAAAGUUUAAUUUUCAAUUAUAUAUUUUUGGUUUUGUUGAAUGUUGUUGAUUGA